AUGAUCGACUUGAUAAUCACAAACAAAGCCGAUUUGGUGGAAAAUAUUAAAACAGCAGACACUGGAAUAUCCGAUCACAAUCUAGUAUCCUUCUCUAUGGAUUUUAAGCCAAGAAAGGUGCCUCCCAGGAUAGUAACUAUAAGAAACUGCGAGAAAAUGGAGAUAGAAAAAUUCAAGUUUGAUCUACAAAAUGCUCCAUGGUCUACUUGUGAAAUGUUCGAAGAUGUCGAAGACAAGUGUUCAGUAUGGACAGAUAUAUUCAAAGACAUAUGUGAAGAACAUGCGCCAAAAAGAAAAGUUAAGCUUCGACGACAAACAUUGCCAUGGAUGAGCGGUGCAUUGAGACACAAAAUGAACAGGAGAUACAAGGCUUUGCAGAAAGCAAAGAAAGAAAGAAACAACGAAGGACUGUGGAAAGAAUACCGGAAGUUGAGGAAUGAGGUGACAGCAGAAUUAAGGAGAGCUAAAUCAACCUACUUUGCGGAGCUUGCAAAUUGUCAAAAAAUAAACACACGGAAGUAUUGGAAAAUUCUAAAUCAAGCCAGUGGGAAGGAAUCAAACAUGAAGACCAUUCGUGCGAUUAAGUCAGAUACUGGCGCAUUGGUCACAAAUGAUAGAGAGAUAGCAAAUAUAUUGAAUAAGCAUUUCGCAACUACAGGAGAAAAGUUAGCAGGUCUCUUAAACAGCCACUACGUGCCAACAGUAGAGCUCAUUGAUCGAAUAUCCCCAACCGUUAUGGAAAUUGAUAUACAGGAAGAGAAUGUAAAAGAGAACUUGUUAAGGCUCAAUACACAUAAAGCGACUGGCCCAGAUGACUUGCCACCGAUUUUGCUGAGAGCAGCUGCCGAAGAAAUCGCACCAUCAUUGACAGAUAUUUUCCAAACAAGUGCAAGGACUGCUACUCUACCCAGUUUGUGGAAGGUGGCAAGAAUAGCAGCAGCAGCACAUAAAAAAGAUGAUGAGAGAGACAGAGAUAAUUAUAGACCAUUAUCCAUGCUGUGCACUCCAAGCAAAUUAAUCGAGAAGGAAGUACACAAAAUCUUAGUUAACCAUAUUGAUAUCAAUCCUGGUUUACUAAAUCCAAAUCAGUGGGCAUACAGGAAAAAUAGUUCAACGGAAGCACUGUUGUUACAUAGGACAGAGAUAUGGAGGAAAGCAGUCGACAGCAAUAGAGUGGUGGGAGUUGUCUUCAUCGACUUUAAGAAGGCUUUUGACUCUGUCCCUCAUCACCAACUACUGCUAAAGUUACAGCGGGCAGGCAUCUCUGGAAAUUUGUUGUUGUGGAUCCGAAACUACCUCUGUAACCGACGCCAAUUCACUAAAAUAGGACUGUGCGAUUCUGAAAGAGAGGGUGUUGACUACGGGGUGCCACAAGGAUCAGUCCUGGGGCCCCUAUUAUUCGCACUCUUUUGCGAUGAUCUUCCGGACUGUGCACGGCACGAUGAUGAAGAAUUAGAAAUGUACGCUGAUGAUACGACCUUGACUAGUAUAGGCGAAACAGUUGACCAAGUGAUCCUCAAACUAAAUGAGACAUUAGGCCUUGUGAGUGAAUGGUGUUACAAAAACGGAAUGACGGUCCAUCCAGCCAAAACAGAAGCCAUGCUCAUUAAACGCGGAACUUUCGUAGGUCCUCUACCACCAGUACAGUUAAAUGGUAGUUUAGUGAAGUGGCCGCGCGUAAAGAAGUCAAAAUGUCUAGGAGUGACUUUGGACAAUAAGCUGAAAUGGAAUGGACACACAGAAAAUGUCAAACUUGCAUUCGUCAGGAAAUUAAAAUCAAUGGGUUUCCUUCCAAAACAUAUGCUGGAAGAUUUUUACUGGAAAGUAAUCUUUCCAUCCAUAACAUACUGCAUUCUUGUUUGGGGAAACUGUGGUAAAACACAUUUCAAAGCCUUGGAAAGGUUGCACACAAGAGCCGCACGUAUAAUCUACAGGUUGAAUUGGGACAUACCAAGCCAAGAAGUGAUACAUAAAACUGGCUGGAAAACACUGAGCAGUACGUAUAAGCAAAGAGUAUUAAGCACUGUCUACAAAUGUUGUUACAGUGAGGCACCAGACCAACUCUGUCAGAAUAUAAUUACAAAGAAAGAUAACAAUUUAAGAGGAUUAGAAAAGUUGGUUAUUCCAAGACCAGAAACCAACUUCCUGCAUAAGUCAGUAACAUUUAGGGGAGCAGUAUUGUGGAACAAACUACCGACCAAUCUCAAAAAUGAGGAACGACAUAAUAAUUUUAAAAUGUUGAUAUGGCAACAAGAUCUUGAGGCAAUGGAUUUUACCUCCUAUACAAACAAUAAUGAUCUGAACUAUAUCUAUUUUUAA
Paramuricea clavata is the source of this 2319-nucleotide messenger RNA. NCBI's taxonomy places the organism in Eukaryota, Metazoa, Cnidaria, Anthozoa, Malacalcyonacea, Plexauridae. The record is from the annotation of a GenBank genome assembly.